AGCGGCUCAGAUGUCCCCCGGCGGCCACUCUGGGCUCCACACCCUUAUCUGCUUCGGGGGCUGGCGCCCCGGCUCUGCCCAGGCCCCUCCUCCAGCCCCAUGCCCCAGCCCUGACCCCGCCGCCCUCCCCCGCGGGGGGCUCGCCCCGUGCCCCCGCCGGGCACCAUGAACGACCAGUACCACCGGGCGGCCCGGGACGGCUACCUGGAGCUGCUCAAGGAGGCCACCCGGAAGGAGCUGAACGCCCCCGACGAGGAUGGCAUGACCCCCACCCUCUGGGCUGCCUACCACGGCAACCUGGAGUCGCUGCGCCUCAUCGUGAGCCGCGGGGGCGACCCGGACAAGUGUGACAUCUGGGGCAACACGCCCCUGCACCUGGCAGCUUCCAAUGGCCACCUGCACUGUCUGUCCUUCCUGGUGUCCUUCGGGGCCAACAUCUGGUGCCUGGACAAUGACUACCACACGCCACUGGACAUGGCCGCCAUGAAGGGCCACAUGGAAUGCGUGCGCUACCUGGACUCCAUCGCGGCCAAGCAGAGCAGCCUCAACCCCAAGCUGGUCGGCAAACUCAAGGACAAGGCCUUCCGCGAGGCGGAGCGGCGCAUCCGCGAGUGCGCCAAGAUGCAGCGCAAGCACCACGAGCGCAUGGAGCGGCGCUACCGGCGCGAGCUGGCCGAGCGCUCCGACACGCUCAGCUUCUCCAGCCUCACCUCCAGCACCCUGAGCCGCCGGCUGCAGCACCUGGCGCUGGGCAGCCACCUGCCCUACUCGCAGGCCACGCUGCACGGCACCGCCCGCGGUAAGACCAGGAUCCAGCGCAAGCUCGAGCGGCGCAAACAGGGCGGCGAGGGCACCUUCAAGAUCUCCGAGGACGGACGCAAGAGCGUGCGCUCGCUCUCGGGCCUGCAGCUGGGCAGCGACGUGAUGUUCGUGCGCCAGGGCACCUACGCCAACCCCAAGGAGUGGGGCCGCUCCCCGCUCCGGGACAUGUUCCUCUCCGACGAGGACAGCCUCUCCCGUGCCACGCUGGCGGCCGAGCCAGCCCACUCCGAGGUCAGCACCGACUCAGGCCACGACUCCCUGUUUACCCGGCCUGGUCUGGGCACCAUGGUCUUCCGCCGGAACUACCUGAGCAGCGGGUUGCAGGGCCUGGGCCGCGAGGACGGGGGCCUGGACGGGGCGGGCAACCCGCGGGCUCGGCUGCAGAGCCCACCAAGCCUGGACGAUGACAGCCUGGGCAGUGCCAACAGCCUGCAGGAGCGCAGCUGCGCGGAGGAGCUGCCCUGGGACGAGGUGGACUUGGGCUUGGACGAGGACCUGGAGCCCGAGACCAGCCCACUGGAGACCUUCCUAGCGUCGCUGCACAUGGAAGACUUCACGGCCCUCCUGCGCCAGGAAAAGAUCGACCUGGAAGCGUUGAUGUUGUGCUCUGACCUGGACCUUCGGAGCAUCAGCAUCCCGCUGGGGCCACGCAAGAAGAUCAUGGGGGCAGUGCGCAGGCGGCGGCAGGCGCUGGAGCGCCCACCCGCUCUGGACGACACGGAGCUGUGA
Molecule: messenger RNA, 1551 nt
Organism: Elephantulus edwardii (Cape elephant shrew)
Lineage: Eukaryota; Metazoa; Chordata; Mammalia; Macroscelidea; Macroscelididae
Gene: USH1G
Product: Usher syndrome 1G (autosomal recessive)
Exons: 2
Coding region: 166-1551 (461 amino acids)
Biological process (GO): equilibrioception; sensory perception of sound; sensory perception of light stimulus
Molecular function (GO): protein binding
Source: RefSeq, a predicted model, not a curated record